AUGCCAGAGCCGCCAGAGUUUGGCCCCAUGUCGCUGCAGGGCAAAUAUGCGUCGUGUUUGCAUUUGGAAAGUCUUUCCCGAGUUGAGGCUACACCUGCCAAUAGCCAACUUUCCAGGAAGGCCGAAGCCGAGAGCUUCUUCCUCCUCAUCAAUGUCGGCUGGUUCGACGGAGGCGACAAGAGAGGUCCGAUUGUGAAACGUGAGCCUUCUAGCGCUGAGGAUGAGAGUUUCUUUCUUCAGACUGAUGCUGGUUGGUUUGAUGGUGGUGAUAAGAAACGGGCGACAGGUGGUGCCGGAUCGGAGGAGUGGGCGUCUUGA
This is a messenger RNA of Fusarium tjaetaba, 318 nucleotides long. RefSeq lists its product as uncharacterized. Bases 1 to 318 code for a protein of 105 amino acids. The transcript is spliced from 2 exons. NCBI's taxonomy places the organism in Eukaryota, Fungi, Ascomycota, Sordariomycetes, Hypocreales, Nectriaceae. The record is from RefSeq and is a predicted model, not a curated record.